UUAUCGAAUUGUUAAAACGGUAAAAAUACUGCCCAAUCAAAUUUCUAGCAUACAAAAUUAGUCAGUAGGUGAAAUAUAUAUAUAUAUAAGGAGCGCGAUGAGUGGCGCUGACAAGCGAUGGAAGCGCCUAGCGCAGGAGCGGAGGAGCAGAGGCAGCCAGGGGUUCGAAGAACUGGACACGUGGACACCGCCCAAGCCCAGCGAGGUGAUGCGGCGGCAGAACUGCAAGACGGCCAAUUUCCAAAAGGGCGAAACGUAUCCGAGCAUCCGUCCGCCGAAGUCGAGGUGCAGCCGGGCCCAGACCAUCGCCUGGCUGGCAGACUCGAUCGAGGCUGAUGGCUGCGAACGGCGCCAUGACAUGAGCAACGACGAUAUCCUCAAAAUGUGGCACCAGAGCCCCCACAAGAACACUUUGGGCUACUACGGCGUGGAGUCGCGCGAGCCGCAGCCGGAGGCGGCGCUCUUCAAUCGGCAGGUGAGGAAGAGCCUCGCCAUGGCCAACAGCCGCGAGCGGCGCAGGAAACAGUUGGGGGGAGUUCAGGGACCAAGGACGCUGCCGAGCGUUGGCACGCCAAAGACUGCGUCAUCGGCAGCGGCCUGCCGGCCGUUCGUGCUCAAUCGCGAGGCCAUCAGAACGGAGAUUGAGAAGAUGCCGACCGUGAAGCGGAAGCUGUCGCCUAACCACGCCAUCACGACGGUGUACUGCAACAAGCCGCCGGAUCCCGGCGAUCCAUUUGGCGUCAGCCAGGAGCAGCAGCAGCAGCAGCCCGAAGUGGCCAAGGAGCAAGCGCCGCAAAGGAAGAAGCGCGCCCCGCGGCGCCGCAACUUUCCGUACUGCGGCUGGGCGAUCAAUCAGCCGCAGAGUGAGUGCACGGAGUACGAGCGGCAGAAGAACAAGCACGACAAACAAUUAAACGAAGCCUGCGACGAGGCCUUCCAACGGGAGCAGGAGCCCGAGCCGCGGAACUACGACGAGCUGUUCUCCCGCCUGGUCACCUGCUUCGAGACCCUUCCGCUGGAGGACCCCCUGUGCAAGGACUACGCCGAGUGCUGCCUUCCGAAAAGACGCGAGGACGAUGCUCCCGGGGCACCUGGUGCCACUGAUGACCAGGGCGAUGGCGGGGCCCCACAGCCGGGAGAUAGAUAUAGGCCAGGAGACAAGCCCAAAGGUGGCCACAGGCCCGGAUAUGGUGAUAGGCCGCCAGGAGAUGCAGGCAAGCCGGAAGAUGGAGAAAAAACCGGAGAUGGUGACAAGCCCGGAAGAACGCCCUGGGAUGGCGGCAAAAAAAGGGACGGAGGAGGGCCAGGAGACGGAGGAAAGCCAGGAGAUGGCGGAGGAAAGCCAGGAGAUGGCGGAGGAAAGCCUGGAGAUGGGGGAGGAAAGCCUGGUGAUGGCGGAGGAAAGCCUGGAGAUGGGGGAGGAAAGCCCGGUGGUGGCGGAGGAAAGCCAGGAGAUGGGGGAGGAAAGCCCGGUGGUGGCGGAGGAAAGCCAGGAGAUGGGGGAGGAAAGCCCGGUGGUGGCGGAGGAAAGCCAGGAGAUGGGGGAGGAAAGCCCGGUGGUGGCCCUGGUCCAGGCGGUAAGCCGGGCGUAGGCUUUGGGGACAAGGGAAAGUGCGACCCGAACGAUCCAAAUUGUGUGCCCGAGUGUGACCCCAACGAUCCGAAUUGUGGCAAGAAGCCAAAGAAACCCAAGUGCGACCCCAACGAUCCGAAAUGUGCGGAAGAGUGCGACCCCAACGAUCCAGAGUGUGUCCCAAAAAAGAAGGGCAAGAAGGAGAAGCACCCAAAGGGAAAGCUCGUCCCAGAAAGGCCCUCGGAAGAACCCGAGAAGCCAACGAAACCGCCCAAACGGCCCACGGAGGCAGACCCAGAGCCUGCGCCGGAGGAGGAAACCGGAUCAGUAUCCGAUAUGCCGAAAAAACCAGACGAGAAAAAGGAGAAGGAAAAAGAUACAAGGCCACCGGAGGAUCCGGAUGCGCCCAAGAAACCGGAGAAGGAAAAACCCGUCAAGCGACCGAAGGAACCGAUCGAGAAACUACCCAAGCGACCCAUGGAGAAGGAGCCGGACCCCAAGCCAAAGCCAAAGCUGGAGCCAGAGUGUGAUCCAAAUGAUCCAGAUUGUGGGCACAAGAAACCAGAGUGUGACCCCAACGAUCCAACGUGUGUGCCAGUGUGUGACCCAAACGAUCCGAACUGUGACCCAAAGCGGCCAGUGUGUCCCCCCAACGAUCCGUUGUGCAGCGUGUUCGAAGAUCCUGGCUACCCAGGAGAGGUGCCACCCCUUGCGCCAGGCGCAGAAGAACCACCAGGGCCGCCGGACAGCCAACAGCCGGGCAUGGAGGAUCAUGGACCGCCCGGCGGGGAUGGCGAUGAGGGUGGAGGGCCACCCGAGCCGCCGCAGGAAGAGGGUAAGCCGGAGAAGGAAAAGUGCCCGCCGUGUCCCUGCGAAAUGUGCGAAUUCCUGCGGCGCCACAAGCAACCUGACACCCCGAUGAUGCGCAAAUUGAAGCGCCAGGACAAGCUGCGCCAGCUGCGCGAAUACUACAAGCGGAUGUGCCACCGCCAGUAUAUGGAGUGCCGCGCGCCCGAGUACCGUGCCCCACAGCACCGCUGCGAUCCGAUUGUGAGCGACAACGCCUUCUGUCGCAAUCCGCAGUUUGGGGAGUACUGCGAGUGCCUCAAGGCAAUGCAGGACCUGCAGCAGCUGCUUGGCAAGAAGCACAAAAUCGUCGGCAACCAGCUGCUGUUCGACCUGGAGGACCUGAAGAGUCGCCUCUGCAAGCGCAUGUGUGACUGUAUCUAGACUUGCAUGCAUGCAAGUGUGUCCCAUGAUAAUGUCUAACAUCUAUAGUAAAUCGUAGCAGAGUGUGCCAAGUGUACUCGAAAUGCAUCAUGUUUGGAAUACGCAUCUGCGGAUUAUUAUUAUUAUUUUGCAUUAUGUGUUUUGUUAGGAGCAAUAAUUGUACCAUCGUGUAGACACCCAGCCGAAGCUUGUCGAGGCUAAAAAGUAUUUUAAAAAACUAUCGAGGUGGUUUUCCUACAUUUAGGCAAAUAAAUAAUAAGUAAAAUAAAUAAAU
Messenger RNA from Drosophila obscura, 3077 nucleotides. Its product is annotated as collagen alpha-1(XVI) chain-like. The transcript is spliced from 2 exons. NCBI's taxonomy places the organism in Eukaryota, Metazoa, Arthropoda, Insecta, Diptera, Drosophilidae. Bases 98 to 2803 code for a protein of 901 amino acids. The record is from RefSeq and is a predicted model, not a curated record.